Molecule: messenger RNA, 405 nt
Organism: Phaeodactylum tricornutum CCAP 1055/1
Lineage: Eukaryota; Bacillariophyta; Bacillariophyceae; Surirellales; Neidiaceae
Exons: 1
Biological process (GO): mRNA splicing, via spliceosome; spliceosomal snRNP assembly; nuclear-transcribed mRNA catabolic process
Cellular component (GO): P-body; spliceosomal tri-snRNP complex; U6 snRNP
Molecular function (GO): U6 snRNA binding
Source: RefSeq, a predicted model, not a curated record
CAGCUUCCGCUGACGUUAUUGCGCGCGGCCAACGGCUCACCGAUCCUGGUUGAACUCAAAGGCGGUGACACCUACAAUGGCCGGGUCGUCAAUUGUGAUACCUUUAUGAACAUGAAUUUGCAAGACGUCAUUUGUACGAGCGCCGACGGCGAACACUUCUCCAAGCUACCGUCUUGUUAUAUUCGUGGCAGUAGCAUCAAGUAUUUGCGCUUGCCACCGUCCUUGUUGGAAACCGCCGCGGCACAGCAGGAAGAAGAAGAACGAAAUUCGCCAUUUCGUGGUGGACGAGGACGCGGGCGUGGGCGGAUGGAUUCCUCUGGUACGGGACGUAGCGGUGGGCGUGGCCGGCACCACGGCAGUGAUCAAGGUGGAAGAAGCGGUGAUACCGGAGAUUCGGGCCGAGGG